AUGGCGUCAAGAUCUCCUCCUCCCUCCGAUGUCGAUCCGUCUGACUCUAAUCAGAUGUUGAAUGCUGUGCUUCAGGCGUUGCAACAACAAAACGUUACACUAAUUCAACAGAAUACCAUAGCCUUGCAGAAUCUGGAAGCUGCAAGAGCGUCUGCUGAGAACGCCAGAGCGUCGGCCGAUACCACCCAAAGGCAGUUCUUGGAUGUGAUGACUAGUGGCAGGAUUCCCACCGGUCCUUCUUUUUCGGCUGCUCCAACUCAAGAAUGGAGUUUGGAAAAUUUCUUGCAACAUCAUCCCGCCAAGUUUGAUGGCAAGUGCUCACCAGAUGAAGCCGAUCAAUGGCUUCGUGACAUGGAGAGAGUCUACAACGCCAAGAGGUGUCCUGAUGAAAACAGGUUGUCCUAUACUGAGUAUCUAUUGACUGGAGGGGCAAGCCACUGGUGGAGCAGUGCACGGAUGAUCUUAGAGGGAACUAGAACCCCUAUCACAUGGGACUUAUUUAAGAAGAAGUUCUAUAGGGAAUAUUUCCCUGACACUCUUAGAUAUGCUAAGGAAGUGGAGUUUUUGGAGCUAGUGCAGGGAAAUAUGUCGGUAUCUGAGUAUACUGAUCGCUUCAAACAUCUUCUUAGAUUUAACACCAUGAAAGUGGAUGAAGAGUGGCAAUGCCGCAAGUUUGAAAACGGGUUGCGCGGUGACAUCAAGCUAUUGGUGAGAGGUCACCGUCUGAGGGAGUUUCCAGCUCUUGUAGAGAUGGCUAGGGAUAUGGAGAAGACGAAGAGAGAAGCUGAGGGAUACCCGAGUCGUCAGGUCCAGCCACUGAGGGUUGGGGGACCAGCCAUGUCUAGAGGCGGGUCCAGUUCCAGGAUGACACCAUACUCCAGAUCUUCUUCUUCUCGUAGUUCCGGAAGAUCUUUUCAUCCUUCUGUUCAGCCGAGCCAGUCGUCAUCUUUGAGUGACGUGAGAUGCUAUGGAUGUGGCGGUCCGCACUACUUGUCUUCAUGUCCCCAGAGGACUAAUUUUCGGAGGUGCAACCGAUGCCACAAGGAGGGCCACUAUGAACGUGAUUGCCUUAUGGGUAGGAGAGCUACUUCCCAGCCGCAGCAUGCAGGGAGAUUUCAGCACAGAGGUGGCAUCAGACCUCAGGCCACUGGACGCGUCUAUGCACUGACAGGGACAGAAGCAGCUAGCUCAGGUGAUUUGAUUUUCGGUAAAUGUGUAUUGGGUGGUAAAUCUUGCAUGGUAUUGUUUGAUUCUGGAGCGACACACUCUUUUGUGUCUGAGACUUGUACUAGAGAGUUGGGGUUACCAGUGAGAGAGUUACAGUAUGACUUGACUGUAUCUACUCCUACUUCUGGGAUAGUGAAGACAUCUACAGUUUGUGUUAGAUGUUCAGUAGUGGUUGAGGGGCGUCAGUACAAGGUAAACUUGAUCUGUUUACCUUUGCAAGGUUUGGAUGUCAUCCUAGGGAUGGAUUGGCUGUCUGUUAAUCGUAUUCUCCUUGAUUGUGGAGAGAAAAAGCUAGUAUUUCCCAAUGAGGAGGAUUACACACCUCUGACUCCUGGUGUGUUGAGACAAGACCUGAUAGAAGGUGCAUGCUGUUUCCUGAUACUAUCACACAUGGAAGUGAAGCAAGGAGAUUCGAGCGUAGACCUCUCGGUAGUCAGUGAAUUUCUAGAUGUAUUUCCUGAGGAGAUUCCUGGCUUACCUCCUCCAAGAGAGGUAGAGUUUUCUAUUGACCUUGUAUCUGGAGCAGGGCCUAUCUCUAUAGCCCCUUAUCGCAUGGCGCCAGCCGAAUUGGCCGAAUUAAAAAAGCAGAUUGAAGAGUUGAUGGCAGCUGAUGAUGUCCAGAAGACAGCCUUUAGAUCUAGAUAUGGCCAUUACGAGUAUGUGGUCAUGCCCUUUGGUGUGACUAAUGCCCCUGCCAUAUUCAUGGAUUACAUGAAUAGGAUUUUUCGACCUUUCUUAGAUAAAUUCGUUGUCGUCUUCAUAGAUGACAUUCUAAUAUAUUCUAAGAGUAAGGAAGAACAUGCCGAUCAUCUUAGAGCAGUGUUGAGGAUAUUGCGAGAAAGAAAGUUGUUUGCCAAGCUCUCAAAAUGUGAGUUCUGGAUGAGAGAAGUGCAGUUCCUUGGUCAUAUUAUUUCAGCUGAUGGGAUUUCUGUAGAUCCGGCCAAGGUUCAAGCCGUGUUGCAAUGGGAAAGGCCGAAGUCAGUCACUGAGGUCAGAACCUUUGUUGGGUUAGCAGGCUACUAUCGUCGCUUCAUUGAAGAGUUUUCUAAGAUUAUAACCUCUUUAACACAGCUGACUAGGAAAGACACUCCAUUUGCAUGGACAGACCGUUGUGAGGCUAGCUUUCAGGAGUUGAAGCAGAGAUUGACUAGCGCUCCAGUAUUGGCCAUUCCUGACACAGGUAAACCUUUUGAGGUUUUCUGUGAUGCUUCCUAUCAGGGACUAGGAUGUGUCUUGAUGCAAGAAAGAAGAGUUGUUGCGUAUGCCUCAAGACAACUAAAGAUUCAUGAGAGAAACUACCCUACACAUGAUUUGGAAUUAGCUGCAGUGGUGUUUGCUCUCAAGAUAUGGAGACAUUAUUUGUAUGGAGCUCAAUUUCAGGUGUUCAGUGAUCACAAGAGCCUGAAGUAUCUGUUUGAUCAAAAGGAGCUUAAUAUGAGACAAAGAAGGUGGAUGGAGUUCUUGAAAGACUAUGACUUUAAUCUUCUCUACCAUCCAGGGAAGAUGGGCAGUAAACUCCAGAUGAGUUCUGCUUACCAUCCUCAGACUGAUGGUCAGUCAGAACGGACUAUACAGUCAUUGGAGGAUCUUCUUAGGACGUGUAUACUUGAUCAUAUGGGAGUCUAG
This is a messenger RNA of Vigna angularis (adzuki bean), 2853 nucleotides long. RefSeq lists its product as uncharacterized. The record is from RefSeq and is a predicted model, not a curated record. Gene Ontology annotation, molecular function: nucleic acid binding; zinc ion binding. The transcript is spliced from 4 exons. The coding region runs from base 1 to 2853 and encodes 950 amino acids. NCBI's taxonomy places the organism in Eukaryota, Viridiplantae, Streptophyta, Magnoliopsida, Fabales, Fabaceae.